ACGGCCCCGGCUGGGGUCGCGGAGACCCAGCGGAGGCGGCAGCCAGCCUAGGGGACCCGUGGCAUCGCCCACACCGCCCAAUCUGCGUCCGAGCCCGGUGCUGCCGCGAUGGCCGUGCGCUCCCGCCGCCCGUGGGUGAGCGUGGCGCUGGGGCUGGUCCUGGGCUUCACCGCCGCGUCCUGGCUCAUCGCCCCCCGGGUGGCCGAGCUGAGCGAGAGGAGGCGACACGGCUCCAGCCUCUGCUCCUACUACGGCCGCUUGGCCACCGGGCCCCGCGCGGGCGCGCAGCAGCCGCUCCCCCAGCCCCAGUCCCGGCCGCGGCUAGAGCAGUCGCCGCCCCCUGCCAGCCAGGAGCUCUUGGGGCCGCAGCGGCCGGAGGCGGCGCCCGGAGGUCCCAGUUUUCGGAGCAGCCCCUGGCAGCAGCCAGCUCCGCUGCCGCAGAGGAGGCGAGGACACAAGCCCGAAGGUGCGACGGCGCUUCCCGUCGCUCCAGCAGCCAAAGGGGAACCGGAGGAAGAGGAUGGGGGCGCGGCUGGCCCUCGGAAGGGUGGCCGGCCAGGGAGCAGCCACAACGGCAGCGGAGACGGGGGCGCCGCUGCCCCGAGCCCAGGACCUGGGGACUUCCUGUACGUGGGUGUGAUGACCGCGCAGAAGUACCUGGGCAGCCGCGCGCUGGCCGCGCAGAGGACCUGGGCGCGCUUCAUCCCCGGCCGCGUGGAGUUCUUUUCCAGUCAGCAGCCUCCCAGUGCCGCGCUCGGCCAGCCCCCUCCACCUUUGCCUGUCAUCCAGCUGCCGGGGGUCGACGAUUCCUACCCUCCCCAGAAGAAGUCCUUCAUGAUGAUCAAGUACAUGCACGACCACUACCUGGACAAGUAUGAGUGGUUCAUGCGCGCCGACGACGAUGUCUACAUCAAAGGUGAUAAAUUAGAAGAAUUCCUUAGGUCUCUAAAUAGCAGCAAGCCUCUCUACCUGGGACAGACUGGCCUGGGGAAUACAGAAGAACUUGGAAAGCUGGGGCUGGAGCCUGGGGAGAACUUCUGCAUGGGAGGACCUGGCAUGAUCUUCAGCCGAGAAGUUCUCAGGAGGAUGGUGCCUCACAUUGGCGAAUGCCUCCGAGAAAUGUACACCACUCACGAGGAUGUGGAGGUGGGGCGCUGUGUUCGCCGCUUUGGUGGGACUCAAUGCGUCUGGUCUUAUGAGAUGCAACAGCUGUUCCAUGAAAACUACGAACACAAUCGCAAGGGUUACAUCCAAGACCUUCACAACAGCAAAAUCCACGCGGCCAUCACACUUCAUCCAAACAAAAGGCCUGCGUACCAAUACAGACUGCAUAAUUACAUGCUUAGCCGCAAGAUCUCCGAGCUCCGCUACCGCACCAUCCAGCUCCACAGGGAAAGUGCACUCAUGAGCAAGCUCAGCAACAGUGAAGUGAGCAAAGAGGACCAGCAGCUGGGAGUGAUGCCUUCUUUCAACCACUUUCAGCCCCGGGAGAGAAAUGAGGUCAUCGAGUGGGAGUUCCUGACUGGGAAGCUGCUUUACUCAGCCUCAGAGAACCAGCCUCCUCGACAGAGCAUCAACAGCAUCCUUAGGACAGCCCUGGAUGACACCGUCCUGCAGGUGAUGGAGAUGAUCAACGAGAAUGCCAAGAGUAGGGGCCGGCUCAUUGACUUCAAGGAAAUUCAGUAUGGCUACCGCAGGGUUGAUCCCAUGCAUGGGGUGGAGUACAUUUUGGAUCUGCUCCUCUUGUACAAAAGACACAAAGGAAGGAAAUUGACUGUGCCUGUGAGGCGCCAUGCCUAUCUUCAACAGUUGUUUAGCAAGCCUUUCUUCAGAGAAAUGGAAGAACUCGAUGUCAACAGCCUGGUGGAGAGUAUUAACAGCGGCACUCAGUCAUUCUCCUUAAUAUCCAACUCUCUAAAAACACUCUCUUCUCUUCAAGAGACCAAAGAAAUAGGAGGGCACAAAGAAAAGAAAGUACACAUUCUUGUUCCCCUUAUUAGAAGGUAUGAUACUUUCUUGAGAUUCAUGGAAAAUUUUGAAAGUACCUGUCUUAUCCCAAAGCAAAAUGUAAAGCUGGUCAUCAUCCUUUUCAGUGGGGAUUCUGGCCAAGAGUCCAACAAGCACAUUGAGCUGAUACAAGACUAUCAGAACAGGUACCCGAAUGCAGACAUGAUGCUGAUUCCCAUGAAGGGGGAGUUUUCCAGAGGUCUUGGUCUUGAAAUGGCUUCUUCUCAGUUUGACAAUGACACAUUGCUGCUAUUUUGUGAUGUUGACUUGAUCUUUAGAGGGGACUUUCUCCAGCGAUGUAGAGACAAUACAAUUCAGGGACAACAGGUAUACUACCCCAUCAUCUUUAGCCAGUACGACCCAAAGGUGACACACAUGGGAAAUCCGCCCCCAGAGGAUGACUUUGUGUUUUCAAAGGAAACUGGAUUUUGGAGAGACUAUGGCUAUGGUAUCACUUGUAUUUACAAAAGUGAUCUACUGGGUGCAGGUGGAUUUGAUACCUCAAUACAAGGCUGGGGACUGGAAGAUGUAGAUCUCUACAACAAAGUUAUCCUAUCUGGCUUACAACCCUUCAGAAGUCAAGAAGUGGGAGUGGUGCAUAUUUUCCAUCCAGUUCAUUGUGAUCCUAACUUGGACCCUAAGCAGUAUAAGAUGUGCUUAGGAUCCAAAGCAAGUACUUUUGCCUCAACCAUGCAACUGGCUGAACUCUGGUUAGAAAAACAUUUGGGUAUCAGGGACAAUCGAACUCUCUCCUGACAGUCCAGGCAACACACAUUGCCUUUUGGAAGGGGAGUUUACCUCAGUGUUGGCUGUUAUUAUUUUUAUUUUAUUGUUGUUAUUUUAUUAUUAUUAUUAUUGUUGUUGUUGUUAUAAUUUUAUUUUGUUGUCAUGAUCUUAAAGUACUCUUGGUUGUCUUCCAAAGGGUGUUUGUUGACCUCAAGCAAGAAGAGUCUAAAGUUCACUGAUAUUUCACAGUCAGAGUUCUACUGAAGUCAAUAAAUGUAUUACUUUUAUAUAACUUUAUUUGAGAUUGAGUUAAAUCAUGGCAAUCAAAUGACUUUGGAAGCUCAUUCAUCACAAGAGACAGCUUAGAAGAAUGUUCUCUUAGGGCUUAAAGAUGCAAUAUUGACUUUUCUUUUGUUUGUCAACUUCAAUGUGAUACAAAUAUUUACUGGUGAAAGGUACCACAAAAGUGCUUUAUGCUUCCUAUGGGGAAGGGACUCUGUGACAUAAACUUGAGUUUUGUAAUUUAUACAAGGACUUAAAUAUAUAGACAAUAAUUUUGUUCAUCGUUAGAAUUUUUAAAGUAAAUGAACACCUAUGAUUGUAUGUUUAUUUUUUAAGAAAAAGUUUUAAAAAUUGAGGAGUACUGUUCCACAAGCAACCGGUACUGGCUACCCUGGUCUUACAAUUACAAACUCCUCACAACAGUCUGCUAUAAACGCGAAGGAACUUUAUUUUCUCAAGGAAAUAUGAUUUAAUGAAAUAUUCAUGUGCAUUUUAGAAGCUUUAUGAAACAAUGUCCUUCAUUUGCUGGCAAGAAGAUAAAACAUGACAGAACCUGUUUAUUUAUAAUAAAACACAGGUAUAACCGUAUUCUUUUUCAAAAACAUUGUCAAAGCUGUGUUGUUUCCUUUCUGUCUUAUUUGAUGUAAUUUUUAGGGUGGUGUUCACCAAAAAAAGGCUGACUUCACUAGAUGGGACAAUGCUGGCUUCACUAUGGGAUCAUGGGAAAUGCAUUGUGUUCUGCCUUAUUCCCAGGCUUCGUAAGUGAUUCAUAGGAAUUAAUUCUAAACUCAAUAAUGUAACAUCUGAAAGGAGACUGUUCUCAGUCUCUGAAGACUGAGGUUUGUCCAACCACAAAAGAAUAGUUCAGAAUCUGCUUUGGAAAGUAUAUAAAAAUGUAACAAUCCUGGGGGAAAUAAAAAAUAAGAUUAAUCCUAUAAUUAUAAAAAACACCUAGGGAAAUAUCUCAUCUCUCAUGAUGGUUUUUCUUUUGACUGAAUCUAUGAGGUCAUUUCUAGAAAAACACUGUCAUACUUAAGAAAUGUAAGAGAGAAUGAAUACCUAUAUACCUAUGCAAGGAAGUCUCAUGAAACUUAUUUUAAAAAAUCAUUCUCAAGACAGGUAAUAUAUUUGCACAAAAUUAAACAAAACAUUUAAAUAUCUACAACUAUCUGGCUGUCAUGCAUUCCACUCAGACCUUCUUGAUACAACACAGACCACAGUUUUGGCUGAAAUGUAUCUUCAUACCUGUCUUUACUUUCUAAUGAAGAAAAGAUAUAUCUUUUACAUUUUACUCUUUAUGAACAAAGUGAAGCAGAUGACUUUCAUUUUUCAUUGAAAAAGAAAACAAUUUGUGCCAGUCAAUUUAUCUCACAAAUUACUGGCCUCAUUUGGAACAGACGGCCACAAGGCCACCAAACUAUGAAGGGUCCUAACCUAGUAACAACCUUUUUUUUUUAACUGAAAAUAUUUCCAGGGCUUCAAAAUAACAUUACUUGGUAUUGAGAAAAACAGAAUGGAAAUUUCCCUCUCUAAACAUAUAAUCUUAAUAAUUUUGAGUCCACCAGAAAGGAAUUAAUGACAUUUUCAUUUUUAAAAUGUUCAUCUUGACAGGGCCAUCAAUUUAAAAUUGAGCUCUGCUCUUACCUUGUCUUGGGCUUUCACAAAUAAUUAUUUUAAUAGCUUACUUUCUUAUAUUACAUAACUUAGCUCUUUUGCAUAUUUUAUUUUCUUAUAAAGCAAAUGGAUUAACAUUUAGUCAGUCAUUUUGGAUAAUUAUUACCAAAUGAUCAUGAUUACUUUUUAUUUAUUAACAGAGUCUACUCUUUUCUUUAACACAAAUGAAUGAUACAAAAGGUUUUUAGUAAAUAAUAAUAAUAAACAUAAAUGCCACAGUUCAAACAUUCUAAGUUGUGGAGUUAACCAAGGGACAAAGCACUAUUUUAAUUUUAUUAUUUUGCUUCUUUUAUUUUUUAGAUUAUAAUAAUAUAAUUUUACCAUUUCCUCUUCCUUUCCUUCCCUUAUAACCCUCUUUACUCUUUCAAAUCCUUGCUCCCCUUUUUUUUAUUAAUUGUUGUUACAGUCAUAUGUCUUAUAUUUAUAUAUUCCUAAAUAUAAUCUGCUCAGUCUGUACAAGGCUAAUUGCAUGUAUGUUUUCAGAGCUAAGCAUUUGGUAUUAGGUAACUAAUUGGUGUACUCUUCCCUGAGGAAGACUAUUUCUGCUGCUCUCACUGUUACGUAGGUGAACAUAAGUCUUUGGGUAGGCUGGAGGCUUUGUUAAUUUAUGGAACUGUGCAGAAGGGAUGAAGGGCUGCAGGGAUCUCCUCUGAUUGUAACUGUAAACCAGCACACCACAGUGAUCAACUAGCAUAAGUGCAUCUAAAAUCUGUUUUACAAUUUGACAUGAGUUUCCAACCAUUUCUUUUCAGGCAACGCAGUAUUCCCUGACUGACGAUUUAAGGGUCAUGGUGUUAGUAAAAUUGACUUUGUCAGUCUACAUGGUAUCUGUUUUCUCAGUGUGUUAAGGUUUAAGGAAAACACAAUGCGAAUGUGGUCAGAACCAAAAGAUAGGUAGUCUCACUAAUACAAACACCACAUUCUGUCAUUUGAAUAGCUGUGAUUUUUUUUUUAAUGAACAUCACCCUAAAAAUGUUCCCUGUCCUUCAGCAUCACUGUGGGUUUCUGAUUACUCACUCAACAACAUGCAAUGUAUUUUACUUGAAUUUUCCUAAGUACAAUCACCAUAAAAGCUCUCAAGAUUAUUCAGAAUAUUUUAUAUAUUCAACAGAAGAAGAAAUGGAGGUCUUCAUCAAUUAGGGGACUCUAUAGAGUGCACGUUUAAGCUAAAGGAUAUUCGAAUGGGAAGCACCUGCCUCGCAUCUCUGCAGAACAUGGCUUCUCAGGUAUUGGGCAGGAUAUAGAAAUCAAAGGAGGGCAAAGGUCAGCUGUCACCAUAGAUGCAUUUGAUCCACCCUUGAAUUUGCUUCUUUUUGCCAAAUGCUUUUCUGGGAGAGCUAUGCUUGCUGUAUCCUCUAACUUUCUUCAUAAUCCUCUCCCACUUUGUUGGAUCCCUUGUACAGGGCUCUGCUGUGGGAAGAGAAUCAUUUUGCUGUCUACCCAUGUGUGUGCCACUGGACAUCAGCAAAGAAAAAAUCUCAAAAUUCAUAAUACCAGUAGCUGUCUUUCUGUUUCAUCUUGGCCAACUAGGUGCAGAAGUAUUCCACACUGAUGAAAGUUGGCAUGUUACCAUACAGACUUGAAAUAAGCACACUGUCAUUAACAAAAUGUUUCUGGAUCUAAGAGUUGAGCCCAUUAUAAAUAAUUAAUAGUUUGAGAGCUAAGUACAGGAAUGAAAUAUUCAAAUAUGUGCUCAUAAUCCAAACAAGUAAAUAAAUGUUCACCGGAAACUCAAAUAAUAAAGUAACAUUUUAGUAUGAGAAGGCCCAAGGCAGCAGCACCAUGGCUGGAGCAACUGAUUAGUUGCCCAGUUUAAUGAAUACUUUCUUCUUCUAAGAAUAGGGCUCAUUGUACGAGAUUCCUCUCUAUCAGCUUGAUUGUUCAGAAGUUCAUUCAGCUAGGGCUCAUUACAUUUUCCUGGGGAGAACACUGUAGGUAGACCUUGAUCUGGAGAUUUUCUGCUUCUUUUCUCUCCCACCCAACAGCAAAUUGGUUCAUGCAAAUAAAUACAGACAUGUAAAUCUCCAGUAGCCCAUAAAAUAUCUGUAGCUUCAUAUUGGCCUUGAUGAUAUGAUUUGGAUGUGGAAACAAAGCUUUCUAUACACUCUGCUUAUGUGGCCAAGGUACCACUGUCUUCCUGCUGUCUCUUGCUUUCUGACACUUGCCUGUGGUGCCACACACUAAAGGAAGCUAGUGUGCUUUACUCUAGUAGCAUCUCUACUGCUAACACCCCAGAGACUUCUACACUGCCUUUCUAAUUUAUGCUUAAUUACUAAAGGCAUAUCAUUUCCAGAAAGUACCCUGGGUCGAGGGAUGUUACAGGAUAAACUGACAAGAUGAUGUUCUCAAGGACAAUAAAGGGAUUUUUAACUGC
Molecule: messenger RNA, 7063 nt
Organism: Peromyscus californicus insignis
Lineage: Eukaryota; Metazoa; Chordata; Mammalia; Rodentia; Cricetidae
Gene: Chsy3
Product: chondroitin sulfate synthase 3
Exons: 3
Coding region: 109-2763 (884 amino acids)
Cellular component (GO): Golgi cisterna membrane
Molecular function (GO): glucuronosyl-N-acetylgalactosaminyl-proteoglycan 4-beta-N-acetylgalactosaminyltransferase activity
Source: RefSeq, a predicted model, not a curated record